AUGGCCGCAUGUCUUGUGACCCACCCCUUGGAUUUGGCCAAGGUGCGGUUGCAAACAGCCACGACACCUGGCCAGUCGCUUUUUUCCAUGACUUACCAGAUUAUCACUAAAGAGGGCUUUUUCAAGAUCUACUCUGGUUUGUCUGCUUCGUUGCUUAGACAAGCCACCUACUCUACUGUCAGAUUUGGUGUCUACGAGUACAUGAAGGAACAGUACACGGAGAAAUACAACACAAUGCCAUCCACGGCUGUGUUGCUACCCAUGUCUAUGGUUUCCGGUGCUUUGGGUGGUCUUGUGGGUAACCCAUCUGAUGUGGUCAACAUCCGUAUGCAAAACGAUUCCACAUUGCCUGUUGAACAAAGAAGAAACUACCGUAAUGCAUUUGAAGGUAUCUUCAGAAUUGUGCGUGAAGAAGGCCCCGGCUCGCUUUUCAGAGGCCUCAUGCCAAAUUUGGUCAGAGGAGUCUUGAUGACUGCUUCGCAGGUUGUCACUUACGACAUUGCCAAGAACAUUUUGGUUGGUAACUUGAACAUGGACCCCUCCAAGAAGUCUACACACUUCAGUGCAUCUUUGUUGGCUGGUCUUGUGGCCACCACUGUGUGUUCGCCAGCUGAUGUGGUGAAGACCCGUAUCAUGAAUGCUAAGGGUACAAGUGGAGGUGCAGUUUCGAUCUUGACCACAGCAGUCAAGAACGAGGGUGUUGGUUUCAUGUUCAGAGGCUGGUUGCCAUCUUUUAUCCGUUUGGGACCACACACUAUCGUCACAUUUUUGGUGUUGGAGCAGUUGAGAAAGUUCAAGGUGGGAAUGUUUUAG
Molecule: messenger RNA, 813 nt
Organism: Australozyma saopauloensis
Lineage: Eukaryota; Fungi; Ascomycota; Pichiomycetes; Serinales; Metschnikowiaceae
Exons: 1
Coding region: 1-813 (270 amino acids)
Biological process (GO): succinate transmembrane transport; thiosulfate transport; phosphate ion transmembrane transport
Molecular function (GO): succinate transmembrane transporter activity; thiosulfate transmembrane transporter activity; malate transmembrane transporter activity
Source: RefSeq, a predicted model, not a curated record